GGAAGGAGCGGGUAUGCAGGGUGUGCCAAGCCCUCCGAGGAUGCCUGGGCUGCUGAGCUUCCUGCCUCUGCCCUCCCCACUCCCAGGCCUCCAGGGAAUCCAACCAGACACCCAGCCUCUUCGUCCCUGGGAAGGGCAGGGAAGAGCUCUGUCAGAAGCCUCUCCACCUCCCUGCCAACUCCCAGGGCUAUUUAAGAGACGCUUGCACCCAGCUGACCGGGAGAGUGUGUGCUGGUUCACAGGCCCAAUUAGAAAGGUGGGAGGUGAGCAGAGCCUGGGAGCUACCGGCCAUCCUGUCCUGGGAGCUCCUGAGGGUAUGCCAGAGCGCUCCACGAAUGGGGAGAAUGGGGAAACGCUUCCGUCUGGCUCGCGUGCAGCAGCAGAGCUACGCGCAGGGCAGAACCAACAGUCCCUCUCCUUAGAUUGGAAGCUCCAUGGGAUAGGGCCACAGGGCCAUCACCACUGCGGGCUGGCCUUUUGGGGGACUUUGUGGGGCGCUAGGCGGGAGUCCAUCCCUCCUCAGGUGUCAGGUCUUUGAACUCAGGCGCCCGACACCACCGGGCCGCAGAGACACGCGUAGCGGGUGGGGUGGAUUCUGCCGUCUGGGCAGCCGGAGUGCGCGACUUAUUCCAUGCUGACCUGCGUGGGGGCGGGUACAGGGGAGCCGGGGGCAGAGCACACUGUUUGCUCCUCACCAGCCCUGCGCAGCCCGCACUCAAGAACGGUCGUCCUCCACUUGCUGCAGGCUGCAUCCCGAUCCCGCUUGCGUUGGGCGGACCUCACAGGUUCCCUGUGUGACCUUCGCGGGUGUAUAGGGCGGGGCAAGGAGGAUCCAGGGUGGGGAUUUGAGAUCAGGUCCCUUUCGGGUUUUCUUUCUGAAGCGCCCCUCUGCCUACGCCCGCGCCUCCGCCAGGCUCGCUGGGUCAGCACCUCACCGGCUUUGCGCACACGCUGUGCCACGCGGCCUUCACCCCUGUGACUCCCCCGCAGCUCGCGCUGAUGCACCGACAAGUCAGCUUGUCCUCUGGAAGCCAAUGAGUCUCCCCGGCGCCCCGCGGCCGAAGAGUUAGGUGUACCAUGCAAUCCCCGCCCAACUGGCCCCGGGCGACUGACGCCCUGCGGCCCUCACCCUUCCCGCACCCGGCUUUGCACGCACUCCACGGCUUGGCCCACGAGCUGCUCUCCCCGGCCUACUGGGCCCUGGACCAGCUUCUGGGCUGCUGUGCACCAACGGCGAGCCCGAUCAGCCUGGGAUGGCUGAGAAGGGGGGCGAGCGGCCUCGUGGCGCUGCUGCUGCUGGUGGUGGUCGGCCUGCCCUUGGCGCUGACCCGCCUGCCACUCUGGCUGGCGCUGCAGGUUUGGCGCCGCCCCUUCUGCUACCGCCCCCCUCCGCUGUGCUGGGCGCCGCCCGCGCUCUGGCGCCCGCCUGCCGAACCCGGGCGCUGCUUCAUCUUCCUCAUGGCCAAUCUGUGCCUGCUCCUGGACAGGCUGUCGCGCUUCAGCAACCUGCCACACAGCCAGCGACCGGCUGAGGCCAUUGGCGCCGCGCUCUAUAGGGCUACGGACUGCAGCCAACUGUGGCCCAGGGCGCCGCGUGGGACGCUGGUGGCCUCGCUGCCCGUGGGUCUGGACGUUGUGUGUCUGCAGGAGGUAUUCGAUUUGCGCGCAGCUGGUCACUUGGUGAAUCGCCUGACGCCCAACCUGGGCCCGGUGCUGUACGACGUCGGCACACUUGGCCUACAGACCGGGCCGCACCUCAAGCUACUGGACAGCGGGCUGCUGCUGGCCUCGCGCUACCCGCUGCUGUGCGCCACCUUCCGUUGCUUCCCCCACGCGCGUGGCGAGGACACGCUGGCCUCCAAGGGACUACUGUCCACACAGGCGCAGCUGGGCAGCCUGGACGGGCGCCACAUCGUGGGAUUCCUGCACUGCACGCACUUGCAAGCACUGGCUGGUGAGCCCUGCGGGUGGGUCCUCAGAACAGGUCCCGCCUCUCCGUGGUGGCUACUGAUCCCUACAUUCACCUGCACCCCGCCCCCACCUCCCGCCCUAUGUUCACUGCCCCAGGCAUGGGAAUUCCUGAGAGGUGCCUGUCGGGCUCACAGAUCAGGAACUGGGGAGCCGGGAGCUGACUGUCCAAGAUGCGGGUCCGAAUCUGGAGCCGAGCCCACCCCACCCCCCUUCCCCGCACAGAGGACGGGCCCUUGGGCAGCAAACAGCUGACGCUGCUGCUGGACUGAGCCGAGAAGUUUGAGGCCGAGAGCGAACAAAGUGGAGGGGUCGUGGCUUUACGCGUGCUCCUGGGCGACCUAAACUUCGAUAACUUCUCGAAAGGUCCAGCAGGAGGGGAGGGCAGGGAGGCAGGGGCGGAGCCAGGAGGCCCGGCCCCGCCCACCGCGCUCCAGCCUCUCUCUGCGCUGCAGCAGCAGCACAAGCUCUUCUGCCGCUUCCAGGACCCCUGCCGGAUGGGCACGCGCCAAGAGCAGCCCUGGGCCCUGGGUAUCGUGCUUGGGGGGAGGGUACCAGAGCGGGGAGUGGACCUGGGGAGCGCUGUCGGCCGAGGCUCUGGCUGAUGCCUCCCUCCCCCAGAUCCCCCAGGGACCGCACUGCGCAGCUCCGUGCUCCACCACUCCGUGGCCUCCUCCCCCGAGAUGCUGAGGCGGUGAGUGGCGACCUGGAGGUAGGCACUGCCCGCCUGAAGCGCGCAAAGGGGCCCUGGCCUUGGUGACACCGCCCCCUUCCAGGACCCUGGAGCAGGAGAAAGGGCGCCACCUCUACCUGGCCGGCCCUCCCGGCAGAAGCCGCCGAGCUAAGCCCUGGAGGGGUCAGCACCUGGACUACAUCACGUACUGCGGAGUUCCUGGGGGCCUGCUGAGCCCAGUGAGUGCCAGGGCCCGGGUGGCUGGGCCUGCGGCGCUGGGACGACCCUCAACCUGAUUCCCGCCCCCAGGAGGUGGAGCAGGUGACGUUCAGUACCGCCCUGGGGGGGGUCACGGACCACCUGGUAGUGAACCUGCAGCUCCGAGUCUGGGUGUCCUCCUAAGGCAGGCACAGAUGACAGGCGUGCAGCCGGCGCGCACAGACACGACUCGGAGCACGAACUAGGCGCCGUAGCUGCGUCCCCAGAACCGGGUGACUUAAGGCAUCUUUAUUGCAGGACCUUCACACGGCCUCCUGGGCACGGCGGUACUCAUAGACGCUGCCGUGCUCGGGAAAGGCCGGUGCUUGAGGGGGUGACCCCGGCGGUGGGGCGGGGUCCUCUGGGUCCCCAUAGCCACCGCCGCCGGGCGUGUGGAGACAGAACACAUCCUGUUGGGGGGGGUACGGGCUCAGCGCAGUUGUGGCCCCUCCCUGUCACCUGCACAGUCCCCUCCCCACAGGGCAGCAUCCAUCACCCACCCCCAGGGACCACAGAGGCCUGGUACGCGCCCCCUUUCCUUCGGGGGCCAGAUUAAACUCGGCCUCUGGUCAUGUCUGCAA
This is a messenger RNA of Macaca mulatta (Rhesus monkey), 3480 nucleotides long. The record is from RefSeq and is a predicted model, not a curated record. Lineage: Eukaryota; Metazoa; Chordata; Mammalia; Primates; Cercopithecidae.